AUGUACAAGCUCCUGCUCCUUGCCGCACUUUUGGGAUGCGCCCUGGCCGCCCCCAUCAACGAUGAUACCAUUACGAAGUUCCUGUCCAACGCGGAUACGGACGGAUCGUACGGCUACAGUGUAGAGCAGGCCAGUGGCAUUGCCUUUGGCGAGCAGGGCCAGGGCGGCAUUGGAGCCCGCGGCUCCUACUCCUACAUCUCGCCCGAGGGUAUUCCCGUCCAGGUUACCUAUGAGGCCGACGAGAAUGGCUUCCGCCCGCAGUCGGAGCUGCUGCCCACCCCUCCACCCAUCCCAGAAGCCAUCCUGCAGUCCAUCCGCUACAUUCAGGAGCACCCCACGCCCGAGGAGCUCGCCGAUCGCGCUGUGCGUGCCCAGCAGAUCUAG
Drosophila persimilis is the source of this 384-nucleotide messenger RNA. RefSeq names its product pupal cuticle protein Edg-78E (gene Cpr65Ea). NCBI's taxonomy places the organism in Eukaryota, Metazoa, Arthropoda, Insecta, Diptera, Drosophilidae. Gene Ontology annotation, molecular function: structural constituent of chitin-based larval cuticle. Gene Ontology annotation, cellular component: chitin-based extracellular matrix. Bases 1 to 384 code for a protein of 127 amino acids. The transcript has 2 exons. The record is from RefSeq and is a predicted model, not a curated record.